CCAAGUGCCUAACGAUGUCCUGUCACGAUCAUUACUAAUUGAAUCGCCCAUACCAUGUCGAAAUAGUUGAUUAACAGAAUAUAAAUAAAAGUAUACUAACAACCUGUCGUGGUCUGUUGACCCGGCUGCUACGAGCACAAAGAAGAAGUCAGUGCACUCAUUUCUUCCAUUGACGAUCGUAGCACCAUCAGCGGUACCCACCUGACUGUGUACUCGGUCUCACUUGCACAACGGAUUACCCUUACGUAGGUAUAGCAUUGCUCACCCUUUGACCAUGCUCCAUGCACAUACCUCACCUGUAUGCAUGAGUUAGCCGCCACUUGAUCACUCGAGCUCCCCAUUUAUUCAGACCAUGCCCAUGCGAACCUGAUCGGCAUUCCACGACCAUGGCGAGGCCAGCGGCUGCAUCGGUGGCUCUGCUCCUGCUGUCCUGUGUAGCGGCGGCGGCGGGCACCGACCGGGACGCGCUGCUGGCGUUCAAGGCCGGCGUGACGUCCGACCCGACGGGCGCGCUCCGGUCGUGGAACAACGACACGGGCUUCUGCCGGUGGGCCGGGGUGAACUGCAGCCCCGCGGGGCGCGUCACCACCCUGGACGUCGGCUCGCGUCGCCUCGCCGGCAUGCUCUCCCCGGCCAUCGCCGACCUCGCGCACCUCGAGCUUCUCAACCUCACCGAUAACGCAUUCUCCGGCGCCAUCCCGGCGAGCCUUGGCCGGCUCGGGCGCCUCGAGUGGCUCAGCCUCUGCGACAACGCCUUCACCGGCGGGAUACCCGCCGCGCUCCGCGGCCUCGGGAACCUCACCACCGCGUACCUCAACGCCAACAACCUCACCGGCCGCGUCCCCGCCUGGCUCGGUGCCAUGCCGGCGCUCAUGAAGCUGAGGCUCAGCACGAACUCGCUCUCCGGCCGCAUCCCGCCGUCGCUCGCCAACCUCAAGACGAUCCAGCGGCUUGAGCUCGCAGAGAACCAACUGGAGGGCGACAUCCCCGACGGGCUCACGCGCCUCCCGAAUCUCCAGUUCUUCACCGUGUACCAGAACCGCCUCUCCGGCGAGAUCCCGCCGGGUUUCUUUAACAUGUCGUCGCUGCAGGGCCUCUCCCUCGCCAACAACGCGUUCCAUGGCGAGCUCCCGCCGGACACAGGCGCGGGCUGGCCGAACCUCUUGUACCUCUUCCUCGGCGGCAACCGCCUCACCGGGCGCAUCCCGGCGACGCUCUCCAACGCCACCAAGCUGCUGUCCAUCAGCCUCGCCAACAACAGCUUCACCGGCCAGGUGCCGCCGGAGAUCGGCAAGCUCUGCCCGGAGUCGCUGCAGCUGUCCAACAACCAGCUCACGGCGACCGACGCCGGCGGCUGGGAGUUCCUGGACAAUCUCACGAGCUGCGACGCCUUGACAGGAAUCUUGCUCGAUGGCAACAAGCUCGCCGGCGCGCUGCCGAGCUCUGUCACGCGCCUCUCGACGCAGCUCAUGUGGUUGAGUAUGUCGGGCAAUCGCAUCUCUGGCGUUAUCCCGCCGAGCAUCAACAAGCUCGUGGGGCUACAGGCGCUGGACCUCCGGCAUAAUCUCUUCGCUGGCACGAUCCCGGAGGGGAUCGGUAAGCUGGAGAACCUCCAAGAGCUGCAGUUGCAGGGGAACGAGCUGACCGGGCCGGUGCCAUCCACCAUUGGCGACCUCACGCAGCUGCUUAGCCUCGACCUCAGCGGCAACUCCUUGAACGGGUCGAUUCCUCCCAGCCUCGGCAACCUGCAGCGCCUGGUGCUGCUCAACCUCUCCGGCAAUGGGCUGACCGGCGUUGUCCCGAGGGAACUGUUCGGCCUCUCGACGAUGUCGUCGGCGAUGGACUUGUCUCGUAACCAGCUGGACGGCGUUCUCCCGCGAGAGGUAGGCCAGCUUGCGAAACUCACGUUCAUGGCGCUCUCCGGGAACCGCUUCAUCGGCGACGUGCCGGCGGAGCUCGGGGGCUGCCAGAGCCUGGAGUUCCUCGACCUGCACAGCAAUCUCUUCGCCGGAAGCAUCCCGCCGUCGUUGAGCAGGUUGAAGGGGCUCAGGAUGAUGAACCUGUCGAGCAACAGGUUAUCCGGCGCCAUCCCGCCGGAGCUCGCCCAGAUUACAGCGCUGCAGGGGCUGGACCUCUCGCGGAACGAACUGUCCGGCGGCGUGCCAGCGGGAUUGGCCAACAUGAGCUCCCUGGUCCAGCUCGACGUGUCCGGCAACAACCUCGUCGGCGACGUCCCACAUCGAGGCGUGUUCGCGAACGCGACCGGGUUCAAGAUGGCCGGUAACAGCGCGCUCUGCGGCGGCGCCCCGCAGCUCCGGCUGCAGCCGUGCCGGACGCUCGCGGAUUCCACCGGAGGCUCUCACCUGUUCCUCAAGAUCGCGCUGCCCAUUAUCGGGGCCGCUCUCUGCAUCGCCGUACUGUUCACCGUCCUCCUGUGGCGGCGCAAGAGGAAGUCCAGGACCACGAGCAUGACCGCUCGCAGCGUGCUCAACGGCAACUACUACCCGAGGGUGUCCUACGCCGAUCUUGCGAAAGCCACCGACGGUUUCGCGGAGGCGAACCUCGUCGGCGCCGGGAAGUACGGGUGCGUGUACCGCGGCACUCUCGCACUGAAGACGAAAGGAAACCUGUCGCACGAGGCCAUGGCCGUGGCGGUGAAGGUGUUCGACCUCCGGCAAGCUGGGGCGUGCAAGACGUUCCUGUCGGAGUGCGAUACACUGCGUAACGCACGGCACCGGAACCUGAUCGGCAUCGUCACCUGCUGCGCCAGCGUCGACGCGGCCGGCGGUGAGUUCAGGGCCCUCGUGUUCGACUUCAUGCCCAACUCCAGCCUCGACCGGUGGCUGCACCCGGGGCCAUCGGACGUGCGCAAGCACGGCGGCCUAAGCCUGGUCCAGAGGCUGGGCAUCGCCGUGGACAUCGCCGACGCGCUGAGCUACCUACACAACAGCUGCGACCCGCCGAUCGUGCACUGCGACCUCAAGCCGGGGAACGUCCUGCUCGGCGACGACAUGACGGCACGCAUCGGCGACUUCGGCCUCGCCCAGCUGCUGCUCCUCGACGCCCCCGGAGGCACCGAGAGCACCAUUGGCAUCAGGGGCACGAUCGGCUACGUCGCACCAGAGUACGGCACGACGGGGAGCGUGUCGACGGCCGGCGACGCGUACAGCUACGGGGUCACCCUCCUGGAGAUCCUGGCCGGGAAGGCGCCGACCGACGGCGGGCUCGGGGACGGCACGACGCUGCCGGAAUUGGUGGCGGCGGCGUUCCCGGAGAGGAUCGAGCAGGUGCUCGACCCGGCCCUGCUGCCGAUGGAGGAGCUGGACAGAUCGGUCUCUGUUUCGGCUUCGAUUUCGACCAUGUCGACGGCGUCGUUGUCAUAUUCGGAGGAUAGCGAGGUGCGCGUCACGGCGCGGGACUGCGUGGUCGCCGCCGUCAGGGUCGCGCUCAGCUGCUGCCGGCGGGCGCCGUACGAAAGGAUGGGCAUGAGGGAGGCCGCCGCCGAGAUGCACCUCAUCAGAGACGCCUGCCUUCGCGCUUGCGGUGCCGAGAAGCCUGUGGUUCAGGAUCUUCCAGUCCCCUGACAGACAGACUGUUCAUACCGGAUUUCCAGUUGAAGCUCCCCACACAAUUGGAGUUGGGUCCGCCAUCAUUGUUCGACCUCACUUGGUUUAGGCCCCCUUGGUAUGGAUGUAAAUUUAUACUUCCUCUCUAAAUUAAUAUAAAAAUAUUUAAAAUA
Molecule: messenger RNA, 3739 nt
Organism: Hordeum vulgare subsp. vulgare (domesticated barley)
Lineage: Eukaryota; Viridiplantae; Streptophyta; Magnoliopsida; Poales; Poaceae
Product: probable LRR receptor-like serine/threonine-protein kinase At3g47570
Exons: 2
Coding region: 387-3584 (1065 amino acids)
Biological process (GO): protein phosphorylation; hormone-mediated signaling pathway
Cellular component (GO): plasma membrane
Molecular function (GO): ATP binding; protein binding; protein kinase activity
Source: RefSeq, a predicted model, not a curated record